This is a messenger RNA of Yamadazyma tenuis ATCC 10573, 1313 nucleotides long. The record is from RefSeq and is a predicted model, not a curated record. Lineage: Eukaryota; Fungi; Ascomycota; Pichiomycetes; Serinales; Debaryomycetaceae.
AAGGCACAUUCAAAUUUAUCCUUUCGAUCUAUAUUACCAACUAGUUUAGAUUUGCAUCGGAGCAAACUUGACGGUCUAAACUCCACAACCCUAACUCAUGGAGUACACAUUGAGUCUCGUGGCCGAGAGAUCGGUCGUCAGAGAAUCAUUAAAAGGCAUCAUCUGGUCCAUAUUUUUCCAUCGACUUUUUGGCCCCAUAACUCCUGCCAUGUGUGAAUUCCUAGGCGUGCCAUAUCCUGUGGCCAGCGACCUACCUGACUUGGAUUCGCUAGUUGAUGAGAAGAUAGAUCAGCUCAUAAGGAUGGGAUUCAGCUUCAACAACACCGAUUUGAUCUCCCCUUUGAAUGCCGAAGUCAAGUACGGGGUGGUUACUGUCCGAUUCUUGGAUCUUCCAACCACCAAAUCCAAGAAGAAAACUGGCUGGUUUGGCCAGGGCAAGUCAGAUGACGAAGUUGACCUUAAGCUCUGGGAGUCUUGGAUCAUUCAGAUCAAGUGUUUACCUGUUCUUUCUGAAUCUUCAUCCGAUAAGAAACUUCAUCAGGCAGACCACCAUCUUGAUCCCAACGUGGCGGCCUCUGUCUCCAGUUUUGAAGACAACCUACUAAAAAUCAUCGAUAUUGCAGACAGCCAUAAAGACCAUAUUCCUCCAAUAACGUCGCUAGAAAGCGCCCCGUUUCCCUACGUGAUCAACGUAGAGCUUUUGGAACGCAAACCAUCCGAAGACGAGAGUUGGGGUAGCUACAUCAAGAAGAUACUUUAGGUUCUUUUCUUUACCAUCCUAUAAAUUGGCACUAUAUAAACCCUCUUCACCUCUUACCAAUAUACAUUCGUCUUCAUACACCACCGUGUCAAACAACCCGAUUUGUUGUGCUACCUCCAAUACUUCGGCGUCGUAACUUCCAGGCUGGAACCACAAGCCUUUGAUGAUGCCUUUGUAUCCAUCCACAAUGGCGAUUUGCUUUAAAGUGGAGGUGGUGAUUUUUGGAGGUGUCAAGAACGAAAUACUUAACCCAUCUGCACCGGAUAAAGCAUGUUCGCCUAUGUCGGUCUUGGACUUAAUAGCAUCCACAAUUUCCAGAAUUGAGUGUACAACCAGUUGAUUUAAGAUCUCCAGAGCUUUCGGAUUGACAGGAAUGACUGGUAGAUUGUGCGAGACAUACCACCGAGUGAUUUUGAACCCAAACUUACUAGGGUCAUUCAGGGCUCCAGAAACAGCAUACUGGCGUGAAGCACCAAAGAACUGCUUGAUUUUGGUUUUCAUUGACAUUCCUGACCCGUUGCUUGUGAAAAUAUGGGGAACUAGCAAAUCGAUG